AACAAACACCAUGGUGUACACCAGUCACGAGACAUUCUAUAUGUGAUGUGAGCCUUUGAGCCUUUGAUGUGUAGAAGAAUUUGGGGCACCGGGAGAUGGUACACAUCUAUAAGCCCAGUGCUUAUGUGGCUGAGGCAGGAGGAUCACAAGGGUUGUUCCACAUGUGCAUGCAUGUGUGUGUGGUGUGUGUGAACACAUGUAUAUAGAUAUGCUCCUGCGAGCAGAAGCCAGAAGACAAUGUUGGAUAUCCUGUUCUAUCCUUUUCUGCCUUUUUCCUUUAAGGUCUCUCACUGAGCUUAGAGCUUGCCAGAUGUACAGCAAGUCCAGCAAGGAUUAUGAGUUGGAGGUCAGUUUGGGCUGCAAUACUUUGCAAGACUUUGUCUCAGAAUCAAAAAUAAAAGCAAACGUUCCCUGGAUGUGAUACACACAUUUAGUCCCCUCACUUGUGAGGCAGGGGGCCUAAGAACUUGGUUUAGAUUGGAUGUUUAUGAGACAUGACCUCAUGAAGUCCAAAUGGCCUUGAACUCCUGUAGCCAAGGAUGAUCUCGAACUCAUGAUCUUCCUGCCUCGGCCUCCCAAGAGCUAUGAUUUCAGGUGCUUUGCACACCAAGGAACCUCUCCUGAUCACCAAACACGGGAUCCUACAAGGAAAGCAAGUGCAUGUGGGAGACACACCCAUCCGAGUCUUCCUGGGAGUCCCCUUCUCUCAACCUCCUGUGGGCACACGCAGGUUUGCUCCUCCAGAGCCCCCGCUACCCUGGAACGGAAUCAGAGACGCCACCACCUACCCACCUUCGUGCCUUCAGGAAUCCUGGGGGCAGAUAACAUCCAUGUACUUAAACACGCGGAAACAGUACGAGUGGCUGCAUUUCAGCGAGGACUGCCUUUACCUGAAUGUAUAUGCCCCAGUACUCGCACCUGGGGACCCUCUGCUGCCGGUGAUGGUUUGGUUCCCUGGAGGUGCCUUCCUCGUCGGUUCGGCUUCCACCUAUGAAGGCUCAGAGUUGGCGGCCCGUGGGAAAGUGGUGCUGGUGUUUCUUCAGUAUAGGCUGGGCAUCCUGGGCUUCUUCAGCACGGGCAACAGCCAUGCCCGCGGGAACUGGGGGCUACUGGAUCAGAUAGCUGCUCUGCGGUGGGUGCAGGAGAACAUCGAAGCUUUUGGUGGAGACCCGGACAGUGUAACACUAUUUGGCCAGUCGGCAGGAGCUAUGAGCGUCUCAGGACUGCUGAUGUCACCUCUAGCCCAGGGCUUAUUCCAUCAAGCCAUUUCCCAGAGUGGUACUGCGGUACUGAAAACCUUCAUCACUCACGAUCCACUGAAGUCAGCCAAGAAAAUUGCUCACCUGGCUGGCUGUGACCACAACAGUACGAAGAUUAUGGUAAAAUGCCUGAAGGCUCUACCGGCAGAGAAGGUGAUGCUUGUUUCCAAGAAGAUGACAUUCUUCCGUGCUAACUCCCAUAAAGAUCCAAAAGACAUCGUGUGGUUCCUGAGCCCAGUGGUGGAUGGUUUGGUGUUCCCAGAAGACCCUGUGGUGCUCCUGACCCGUGGGCAGGUUAAACCUGUACCCUACCUUCUAGGUGUCAACAGCGCGGAGUUCGAGUGGUCCUUGCCUUUUCUCAUGAAGCUCCAGCUAAAUCAGCGCAUAAUGAACAAAAACUACAUCACCAAACUACUCUGGAGUUGCAGCAUUUUGCUGAAUAUCACUGAGGAGCAAAUCCCACUGGUGGCAAGAGAGUACUUGAGUGAUGCUAUCAGUCACCACGACUGGAAGAUGUUCCGAAACCACCUGAUAGACCUAGUCGGAGAUGCCACCUUUGUCUAUGCCACACUCCAAGCUGCGCGAUAUCACCGAGAUGCUGGCUCGCCUGUCUAUCUGUAUGAAUUCAAGCACCAUGCUCCAGGCAUCAUUGUCAAACCUCGAAGUGAUGGAGCAGACCACGGAGACGAGCUUUCCUAUCUCUUCGGGAGCCCUUUCUCCAAAGGCUCAUCCAGAGGUGAGGAAAAGGAAUUCAGCCUCCAGAUGAUGAAAUACUGGGCCAACUUUGCUCACACUGGGGAUGGCGAACUCUACAGGUACAAAGCCACCGAAGCCCAACUUGGAACUGGAGCCUGGCUUCUGGCUUCUGAAGUCAGGGCCCUCCUUUUCUCUGACACCUCUACACUGAAAAGGAGCAAUUAACAGCCAAGCAGGCUGGGAAAGGACCAAUCAGUGUUGGGAACAGGGAGCUUCCAAGGUUCCUGCUGACUGCUGGCCCUGCAACACAACUGACUCCUCGAGCACCAGGCUGUCUCCGACUACCCAGAGCGGGUCUCAGCCUUCUCCGCACACCCACAGCGCCAGCUGCCUGGUUGCUCCGGGGACGAGCCAUCUGGCCUCUCGCCAACUGCAGUGAUGGAUCCCGUUGCUGGCUCCUGUCCAGAGCCCGAGCGGACAUCUGGGCGCCUGGGCCUGGAACUUGCAGCGACAGGCUGGUGGCUGAACAAAAUGAUUUAGACGCGCCGCUGGGAGGACUCCUGAGCCUCCCACCGUUUGUGCCUUGGAGCCAGUCAUCAAUUCAUUCUACAGCAGCGAGAAUGUUGGGACAAUACAACACAAUCUUAGGACUGCCACUGAAGUGCCUGGUGAAUUCUAGCUUUUCCAGGGCCCUCAUCAUUUUCUCUGGGUCUGGGUUAGCAGUGAGUAAACUAGUUCCCUCAU
Rattus norvegicus (Norway rat) is the source of this 2699-nucleotide messenger RNA. The record is from RefSeq and is a predicted model, not a curated record. NCBI's taxonomy places the organism in Eukaryota, Metazoa, Chordata, Mammalia, Rodentia, Muridae.